CCGCUCUCGCACCCACCCGCGCCACGUCCACCGCCGCACCGAUGGACCCCAGCGCGCAGCCGCCGGCAGGCGUGGCCGAGCAGCAGCUGCCGCCGCCGCAGCUGGCCGCCGCAGCGCCGCCGGCGUCGGCGUCGGCGGGCAGCUUCAACGCGCUGUGGCUGCUGCUGCUCAUCCCCAUCGUGCUGCUCUUCGCCGCGCUGCUGCUCCUCACCUGGGUGCUGCUGCGUCGUCGCCGCCGUGCACGAUCCCGCCGCAGCGUGCUGCGCAACGUCGGCCUCGUCCUCGCCGACGACGCGCGCGAGAAGGAGCGCGCCGAGCAGGCACGCCUCUCGCGCGCCGGCAGCGUCGUCUCGCGCCUCAGCCGCAUGGCCAGCAGCCGCAGCGGCCACGGCGGGCCCGCGCGCAGCGCCAGCCUCAGCCACACGGCCAGCACGCGCCACGGCGGCGCGCCGCUCGACACCGAGAGCGAAAAGGCGGCGCACUUCGACUACGUCGAGGAGCUGCUGCUGGCACGCGGCGCCCUCGGCGCCUCGCAGCGCUCCGCCGGCGGGCGCCAGGCGCGUCCACGGCCGCCGCCGGCCGCCGUGCUGCACCCGCAGCGCAGCUUCACGCCCGGCACGGAGCGCAUUGCGCUGGCCGACGAGCCGGCGCCCAGCUUUGAGAUCCUGCCCGCGCCCGGCGCAGACGUCGAGGCUACUGCUGGUGCUGAAGAGGCGCCCGAGGUGGCAGAGGCGGCACCUGCACCGGCCAUCAGCGUGCCACCGCGGGUGCGCAUCGCCACCGGUGUGCGACCAGGCGGCCACGCCAUGCGCCGCAAGGACCUCUCCGUCAUUGGCGAGACGUCGCUCGGCAGCGUCGGCGACAGCGAGAGCACCGACCUCUCGGCACUGGCGUCGCAGCCGAGCGCCUCGCUCUCGCAGCCCAGCACGUCGCAGUCGCAGCCCAGCUCGCUCUCGCAGCCCGGCGCGCCGCACUCGCUGCCCGACUCGGCCGUCUUCUACUCGCCGCCGGCAUCCACGUCGAUGGCCUCGUCCGAGGACGACGCUGGCGACUCGCCCAUCACGCCGACGACGGUCGGGCGCAACAACUCGCAGCAGUCGUCGAGCGCGCACUCGAAGCUGGCCGACAAGUACGGCGCGCGCUCCACCGACAGCGCCGCGUACGUGGCCUCGCUGCAGCGCCACGACCCGCCCACGGCCACCGUGCCCGUCGAGAUGCUGGCCGUGCCUGCGUCGCCCGCGUCGCCGCGCGAGAGCGACAAGGGCGGCCUGGCGCGCAAGCUCUCCAACGCCAUGCGCCGCCGCGGCUCGAAUGCCUCGCGCGCAAAGUCACCCGACGCCGCGCCGCGCCGCAGCUCCGCCUCGGCCUCGCACUUCUCCUUCGACGGCAUGCGGCGCACCGCCAGUCCGGCCGCCGCAGAGCCGGCAGCGACGAGCCCGGGCGCGUGGACGUACACGUCGCAGGCAGACGAGUGGCGUCGGCGCGCCUCCAUGUCGCCCACGCCCGGCGCCGCCGGCGCUGCAGGCAGCUCUGACGCGCUCGCGCGCUCCACGUCGCUCGGCACGGCGGCCGCGGCCGGCGCGCCGUCGCCGUCGCCGUACAAGAGCAGCAGUGCCUCGCAGCUGGCGCCCGCCGACGGCGACACGUCGGCGCUCUCGCUCAAGCGCUCCAUCAGCAUCGGCGUGGCUGGCAGCCGCUUCGUCGAGACGUUCGAAGACUGAUGCACCGGAUCACCCUCACUCGGACACUCCCUCUCACCACGUCCCUUCUCCUGUACUUAUGUCACCCACCCCGGCCCCUCUUGCGUCUCUCGAGGCGCUCUGCCUCCACGUCACUGCACGGCCCCGUCUGCGUAUUUGUAUGCUUCUCGGCUCUCUCACACGCACACGGCCUUCCGCUCCGCCUCCUCAAUUCGUCACACGUCACUUGCCCUCCGUCCUUCGUCUUCUGCUUUCCCAUCUCUCCCUCAUCUCGCUCGCCGGAUCAUCACACACACACACGCCGUGCGGCUCAUUAUGCAAUCAACCUCUCCA
Molecule: messenger RNA, 2033 nt
Organism: Tilletiopsis washingtonensis
Lineage: Eukaryota; Fungi; Basidiomycota; Exobasidiomycetes; Entylomatales
Exons: 1
Coding region: 42-1721 (559 amino acids)
Source: RefSeq, a predicted model, not a curated record